CGUGAGCUGCUUCGAGGAAGAAAAGGGGGGGCAAAACUCGAACCGAGGCAGAGGUGCACUGGGGCUGGUACCGGGGCGGGGUGCCUUCCUACGGGCGCCCGGCGGCCCAAAGCCCUUGGAGCGAGAACUCCUUCCAAAACACACGCGCUCUCGCCAGACCUGCCGGCCUUUAGCGGUUCCUGGGGUGUUUCGGGCGUUCACGCCCGUAAUUACUGCUGCUUUUCUUUCCGCCCGCCGUAACGGUGAGAGGCAGAAGGCAGUGGAUUGAAGAUUUUACUCCACCUCCCUUGGGAGCAGCCUCCUCAUAGUUCCCACUCGAGUUAAGACAUUUUUUAUUGCAAGAAAUUUGCAUUUUCGCCUGUGGAGAGUGGGGUUCAUUACGAGGCUACGCAGGGAAAGAAACCUCUAAUCCAUUAGGCGCCCAGCUCUUCCUCCUCUUGCUAAGGUUCGUGCUCUGCGCUCGAGGGCUGCAUUUUGGUGUCUGUUUCUUUGUUCAUUGGCUCAAUUUUCUUGCUCUUAUCUAAUACUCUUUUUUUCUUUUUAAUUUCUGGAAUGUUUCACAUAUAAAAUACAGAGGGGGCUCUAACCAAUCCGUGACUCAAAGAUUUACAGAUGGAAUUAUUUUGCCAAAUUUGCUUCAGAUCCUCUAUAAGAAUAAAAUAAAAUUACUGAUAUUGGAGGUGCUAUCAGUUCCUCCCCCACCUUUCCUAGCGGUGUCGACCGUGCUCAGGUUUGUGUGUAUUCCCUUGUAUAUUUUAUACCUGGAUCACCGUGAAUCCAUUCACAAUAUAUAGUAUUGUGCAUUUGAAUUUUAAUGGUGUUAAAUGAUAUGUAUCUUUUUUUGCAACUUGCUUUUUUUCACUCAGCAUCACAUUUUGAUAUUUAUAUGUGAAUAAAUUGGAUAAUUAUGUUAUCUUUGGCUCAUUCAUGUUAAUUGCUGGUAUAGAAUUCCAUUGUAUGAAUAUACCAUAAUUUAUCCAUUUUCCUGUUGAUGGACUUUGAAGUUGUUUCUGGUUUUGGAUACUUAAAAUCAAUCCUGCAAUAAACAUCUUUGUACUUGUCUGCUCGCGCACACUUGGAAGUUUCUCUAGGAAAUAAAUACACCUAGUAGUAGAUUUGCUGCAUAGUAGGAUAUGUGCAUCUUCAGCUUAACCAAUUAUUACAGAAACUCUCCAAGUGGUGGUACUGAUUUUCACUCUCAGUGGUAUUGAGUGAGGACACCCAUUUCCUCACAUCGUUGCUAACACUUUCUGUUAUUGGACUUACAUUUUUGCCUUCUCUUUACUGACCAGCUUCCAUAUAUCUUUAGCUUGCAGCUCAAUUUGCUUGCCAGCCACCUUGGCUUCUGCGAUAGCCCUGUGUCAGCUUAUGGGUUCAUCUCUCACAGCUAACUGGCUCAGUCUUAUUUCAUUUGGUCCCUAAGAUUAAUUCCAAAAAACGUUUAUUUUGUACCUGAUUAUGUCAGUUCCUAUGGAUAAUGUAAAGAUAGUAAUUUCCAUGGUAUGUUACAUGUAUCUCUAGUAGCUGGUGAGGUGAUUUUAAUUAAAAAAUAUUUUAAUAUGAUAAGUGGUUUUUAAAUUUUUUCUUCUUAAUGUAAUAUUUAAUGCAUUUAAAUAUAUGUACCAUAUAUAUAAAUUGUGAAGCAAAACAAUAAAAUGAACUGUCAAUCUAUUACUGAUCCAAGAAUCAAUGACCAAUACUGAAUAUGUUCCUCUCUAGUGACUACUAUUCUAAAUUGUGUGUAUGUCGUUCUUUGCUUUUAAAAUUCUUUUUCAGAUAUGUAUCUAUCUCUUGACAAUGUAUUGUAUGUUCUCUGAUAUUUUAAGUUAAAACACUGGAUACAGUUUUCUGGGACUUGUUUAUGUCACUUGGUGUUAUGUUUUUAAUAAUCACUAAGGUUUGAGUUUAGAUGUUAAGUUACUAAUUUUCACUGCUGUGUGAUAUUCCACGGUGAAUAUAACACAGUGAAUGCAUUCUUUUGUUAAUGGACAUUUUGAUUGAUUUUUUUUUUUACCAUUAUGAAGAUUUUUAUACAUCCAUCUAGUACAGUGUUGCAAGAAUUUCCCUAAUUCUCAUACUGGGGUAUAUGACCCCCAGGAGAGGAAUGAAAAUCUUUGAGGAAUACUUGGGCACAAGUGAUGUUAAUGAAUCAAUUUACAAAUCAUUAACUUACAAAUGUAUGCUUUCCUAAAAUUGGUAAUGCGGGAGGCCUGUGAUAGAGUCUUCCCACUGGCUCAGCUCUCCCACCUUCCCUUUCACAGUAAUAACUUCUACCCUAAGAAAGGCAUAGCACUCACACACGGAAGCUUUACAGGGCCCUCCAUAGACCCAAGUGGAAAAAUUCCAUGAAAAACACAAGGAUAACUUAAAAUGCAGUGUACAAUGUCAGGGAAAGCCUCAUUUAAUCCAGGCACCGCCCCAUCCAUCUCCUCAAGAGCUGAAUUUCCAACAAAAUUUCCCUUUUUAUGAUUAAUUUUUAUUGUACGUAGUUAUUUUUGAACAAUUGUAUGCUUAUCAUUUAAGCCAGUGCUGUUUCAUUUUAAAAUGUUACUAUAUCAGAAAUUCAUUCUUUGCAAUUUAAACUUAAAUGUUUUAGAUGUAAUUUUUAAAAGCAUUUUGGUGGUUUUUGAGCAAAAAAAAAGUUGGAAUAACCACUGUGUUAAGUUAUUUGCUAGAAGUGCAAUUGCUGGGUAAUGGGAUAUGAAUAGUCAACUCUACAGAAUGAUACCAAGUUUUCUGCAGAAGUGUUUGUACUAGCUUCUACUUUGGGGAGCAGUUUUGACCAGCAGUGUCUAAGAUUUAAAGUUGAUUUACACCUCUCAAACACUUGUUAUCAUCAAAUGGAUUAUGAAGUGAUGUGCCAUUGUAGUUUUAAUUUGCCUUUAUUUGAUUACGAAUGAAAUUGAGCAUCUUUUGUUUGCAAGCCCUUCGUGUUUCCUUUGUGAAAUAUCUAGCCAUGUCUCUUACCCAUUUUUUUCUGUUGUGUUACCCUUCAAAACUAAUUGACUGAAAACACUGAUCAUAUACAUUGUAAAUUUCUAAUUCCAGUUCCCAUCCUGUCUUUUUCACUUUUAUGGUGUAUUUUGGUGAACAGAAGCUCUUAAUUUUAAUGUACUUAAUGGCAUACCUUCCCUGCCUUGGGGUUAUAGAGACAUUUUCCUUUGUUUCUUUUCAGAAGCUUUUAAAAUAUUUUUCACACCUUCAGUUCAUAAUCCACCUGCAGUUGAUUUUUGUGUGUGGUGUGCGAUAGUGAUCCAUUCACCCCCCCAUGUUGGUGUAGUUGUCCUCCUGCCAUGUACUGGAUUGGCCUUCUGCUCACCUGUCAUCUGCUGCACCACCUCUUUUACACCAUUCGUUUCUGUACGUUCCUGGCUCCUCAUUCUGUGUCACUUGUCCAUUUUCUCCCUCUGUGCUGCUAACACACUGUUGUAAUGACUCAUGAUGUAGUUUUGUCAGAAGUCUUGAUACCUGGUGGACUUGAGUUUCAGCUUUCUUGGACCUUUGUUCUUGUUUUAAGAAUCAGCUUGUCACGUGACAUGAAAAACCCUUUGGGAAUUAAUUGGAAUUGAUUGGCUCAAUUUGGGGAAGAAUUGAAAUCUUUAAGAUUUUGAGCCUUCCUGUCUGAGAACAUGGAUGGUACGCUAUGGAUGAUUUUGCCCUGGGAGAUUUCACUGUAGCAGAUUAUGCCUUGUUAGAUGAUGGCCGUUCCAUGGACGAUUGUGUGUUUGCUCCUGAAUUUACAUCCAGUGAUUAUGUUCGUGUGACUCAACUUUACUGUGAUGGGGUGGGUAUGCAGUAUAAAGAUUAUAUCCAAAGUGAGAGAAACUUAGAAUUUGACAUCUGCAAUAUGUGGUGCAGUAAGCCAAUUUCUGUCUUGCAAGAUUACUGUGAUGCUAUUAAAAUAUACAUCUUCUGGCCACUUCUGUUUCAACGUCAACACAGUUCUAUAAUAUCACGGUUGCACCCCUGUGUGGAGGCCAGCAAUCAUGCUUCUGAGAUAAGUUUGAAAAAAUUACAACAUCUUGAGUUGAUGGAAGAUAUUGUGGAUUUGGCAAAGAAAGUUGUGAAUGAUCCAUUCUUUAUUGGAGGCUUAUUGAGAAUUGGUUAUAAAAUAGAAAAUAAAAUCUUGGCAAUGGAAGAAGCUUUGAAUUGGGUGAAAUACACAGGCGAUGUAACAAUUCUACCUAAAUUAGGAGCGGUUGACAAUUGUUGGCCUAUGUUAAGUAUUUUCUUUACAGAAUAUAAGUAUCACAUAACUAAAGUUGUAACAGAAAACUGCAAUUUGCUUGAAGAAUUUAAAACUCAAAAUUGUGCGGAAUGUAUAGAGCAAGGAGAACUAAUGAAAAUGAAAGGAAAUGAAGAAUUUUCCAGAGAAAGAUUUGAUAUAGCUAUUAUCUAUUACACCAGAGCCAUUGAAUAUAGACCUGAAAAUCACCUUCUUUAUGGUAACCGAGCUCUUUGUUUUCUUCGCACUGGCCAGUUUAGAAAUGCACUUGGUGAUGGAAAGAGAGCCACUAUUCUGAAGAGCAGUUGGACAAAGGGUCAUUAUCGUUAUUGUGAUGCUCUUUCUAUGCUGGGGGAAUAUGACUGGGCCCUGCAAGCAAACAUAAAAGCUCAAAAACUCUGUAAAAAUGACCCUGAGGGAAUCAAGGAUCUAAUUCAGCAGCAUGUAAAGUUACAAAAACACAUAGAAGACCUGCAAGGUCGAACACCAACUAGGAAUCCAAUUAACGCCUUUUACGAAAGCAGGGCCUGCAUACCUAGUUUAGCAGCACCUGCUUUUAGUACUUCACUUAACUUUGUGGAGACCAAAAAAUAUUCCAGAAAAACUAACCGCGAAAUGGCAAACGGUCGUAAUCAAAAUCUAAAGGUGGUAGAUGAGGCUUUGAAGGUAGAUGAUUGUGACUGUCAUCCUGAACUUCUACCUCCAUCAGCUCCACCUCCAAAAUAUAAAGGAAAACAAAAAUCCAGAAACAAUGAAUUGGAUAAGUUCAGUUCUAAUUCACAAGUGAGUUUACCAGUCGAUUUGAAAACCAUCUUGGAAAAACAGUUUUCUAAAUCUUCCAGAGCUGCACAUCAGGAUUUUGCUAAUAUAAUGAAAAUGCUGAGAAGCUUGAUCCAGGAUGGCUACACGGCUUUGCUGGACCAGCGCUGCCGCAGUGCUGCACAGGCCUUCACAGAGUUGCUCAAUGGCUUAGAUCCUCAAAAAAUAAAGCAAUUGAACCUCGCCAUGAUUAACUAUGUUUUAGUAGUCUACGGACUUGCUAUUUCUCUCCUGGGAAUAGGACAGCCUGAGGAAUUAUCUGAAGCUGAAAACCAAUUUAAGAGGAUGAUUGAACACUACCCAAAUGAGGGACUUGAUUGCUUGGCCUACUGUGGAAUUGGAAAAGUAUAUUUGAAAAAAAACAGAUUUCUGGAAGCUCUUAAUCACUUUGAGAAAGCAAGAACCUUGAUUUGCCGACUUCCUGGAGUAUUGACUUGGCCCACAAGUAAUGUGAUUAUUGAAGAGACUCAGCCAGGGAAAAUAAAGAUGCUUUUGGAAAAAUUUAUUGAAGAAUGCAAGUUCCCUCCAGUGCCAGAUGCCAUUUGUUGCUAUCAGAAGUGCCGUGGCUAUUCCAAAAUCCAGAUCUACAUCACUGAUCCAGACUUUAAGGGUUUUAUACGAAUUAGCUGUUGUCAGUACUGUAAAAUAGAAUUUCACAUGAACUGUUGGAAGAAGUUAAAGACAACAACCUUUAAUGAUAAAAUUGACAAGGACUUUUUACAAGGAAUUUGUCUUACCCCUGACUGUGAAGGAAUCAUUUCUAAGAUUAUCAUUUUCAGCAGUGGUGGUCAAGUUAAAUGUGAAUUUGAACACAAGGUCAUAAAAGAAAAGGUUCCUCCAAGACCUAUUCUGAAACAGAAAUGUUCUAGCCUAGAGAAGUUAAGACUGAAAGAAGACAAAAAAUUGAAGAGAAAGAUUCAAAAGAAGGAAGCAAAAAAAUUAGCACAAGAAAGAAUGGAAGAGGACUUACGGGAGAGUAAUCCACCCAAAACUGAAGAGCAAAAAGAAACUAUAGACAAUGUUCAGAGUUGCCAGUUCCUUGAUGACAGAAUUCUGCAGUGCAUAAAGCAGUAUGCUGACAAGAUUAAAUCUGGUAUACUGAAUACUUCCAAGCUUCUCAAAGAGCUGCUUUCUUGGAAGGUCUUAAGCACAGAAGACUAUACUACAUGUUUCUCUAGCAGAAAUUUUCUAAAUGAAGCAGUGGACUAUGUCAUCUGUCACUUAAUUCAAGAGAAGAAUAGAGUAAAGACAAGAAUAUUUCUGCAUGUUCUGAGUGAACUUAAAGAAGUAGAGCCAAAACUGGCUACCUGGAUCCAGAAACUUAAUAGCUUUGGCUUAGAUGCUACAGGACCAUUUUUUUCUCGUUAUGGAGCAUCUCUCAAGGAGCUUGAUUUUAGCAUCAUGACUUUUCUCUGGAAUGAGAAGUACGGUCAUAAACUAGGUUCUAUAGAAGGAAAGCAGCUUGAUUAUUUCUAUGAACCAACAUCACUGAAGGAAGCACGAUGUUUGAUAUGGCUGCUAGAAGAACACAGAGAGAAGUUUCCAGCCCUACACAAUGCUUUAGAUGAAUUCUUUGAUAUAAUGGACAGCCGCUGUACUGUGCUCAGGAAACAAGACAGUGGUGACGUGCCUUUUAAUUCUACCAAGAUUAAAAACAAAGGCAAGAAAAAGAAGCCAAAAGAUUCAAAGCCUCUGUUAGUUGGGUCUGGAACAACGUCGGUAACUCCAAAUAAUGAGACUAUUACUUCAAAUGAAGACCAUAAGCGCAAUUCAAAUUCUGCAGGCCCAUUUGUAGUGCCUGACCAUCUUCGGCAAGAUGUAGAAGAAUUUGAAGCCCUCUAUGAACAGCAUACUAAUGAAUAUGUUCUCCGUAAUAAGAAGCUAUGGGACAUUAAUCCAAAACAGAAAUGUUCGACUCUCUAUGAUUACUUCUCACAGUUGUUGGAGGAACAUGGUCCCUUGGACAUGAGUAAUAAGAUGUUCUCUGAAGAAUAUGAAUUCUUCCCAGAAGAAACUCGACAGAUCCUAGAAAAAGCAGGAGGCUUGAAAUCUUUUCUCCUGGGAUGUCCUCGUUUUGUUGUGAUUGACAAUUGUAUUGCAUUGAAGAAAGUUGCAUCACGACUCAAGAAAAAGAGAAAGAAGAAAAACAUUAAGACAAAAGUAGAAGAAAUUUCAAAAUCUGGAGAAUAUUUACGAGUUAAACUACCACUAAAUCCAGCAGCUAGGGAAUUUAAACCAGAUGUAAAAGUCAAAUCUGUAUCAGAUUUAUCUUCAGCACCAACUUCUGAGGAGCCCAAACCAGUAUCUGCUAAUUCUCCCAAACCAGCUGAUGAGACCCUGAAGCCAAAACCUGUAUCUGAUAAUCCUCCCGGAGUAGUUCCUGAGGAUGUGAAGCCCAAAGGGGUCCCUCCCAAUUCUCCCACACCAGUUCCUGAGGAUGUGAAACCAACAACCUAUUGGACUCAACCCCAGAUAGUCACAGGAUACUGUACUUACCUCCCCUUUCGGGGAUUUGACAUUACCCAGACACCACCCACAUACAUUAAUGUAUUGCCGAGCUUGCCCCAGUACACUAGCAUUUACACACCUCUGGCUGUUUCUUCUGAAUAUCAGCUGCAAAGAUCAGUGCCAGUGGUGCCGUCCUUCGUAGCCAGUGAAAGACCAGAUCAAAAUGCUACUGCAUAUUUUGAGGGUCAGCAUUUGCCUGUUGAGAAUGCCCCUGGUAACCAGAUCGCCUGUGAAACACAGAUCUGUCGUAACUCCUCAGAAAUGCCAGUGGAGUCACAGUGCAGCACAGAGAGUACUGGUAUAGCCCAGAGCACCUCUGAGGGGAGUGAUGGUCACUGUGGAGAUGCUGCCAGCAAGUUGGAAGAAAACCCAGAAAGUGCAAACGAAGUAACAAAUAGUCCACUUGCAAAAAUGGUUGCCAUACAGGUGUCUUGGAAUAUAAUGCAUCAAGGUGUCAAUACUGAGCCAUAUGAUCCUUUUGAGGUACAACAGGGGGGUAUUUCACAGAUUGAAAGGGAGUACCAGGUUUUGCAAGAGCAGUUAAAGGAAGCAUGUGAAAAUUAUGAACAGAGAAAACUCAAGGGCGCAGAAGAGACCAGGGACCUGGAAGAAAAGUUGACAAGGAACUUGGAAGAAAACAAGAUUUCAAAGACGGAAUUAAAUUGGUUCUUCCAAGAUUUGGAAAAGGAAAUUAAAAAAUGGCAACAGGAGAAAAAAGAAAUCCAAGAAAAACUGAAGUCUCUGAAGAAGAAAAUGAAAAAGGUCUUAAAUGCCAGUGAAAUGUAUCCCCAGAAAAGUGACGAACAGGAUGAGAAACAUGAGUUACUUCCGGAUCAGUCUCUUGAAAUCAGUAAUACAUUUACAAAUGAGAAAUUGAAAAUAGAAGGCUCUAUCAAGAAAGGGAAAGAGAAUUAUGAAGAGAGUCUUCAAAGAGCUGUGGCUGCAGAGGUGUCUGUGCUCGAAAACUGGAAGGAGAUGGAAGUGUUUAAGUUACAGAUCAUGGACUCACAAGCUGAAGCGUAUCUUAAGAACCUGAAGCUACUGAGCAGUGAUUCUGCAGCAUAUCCUGACAUAGAGUCUGACAUGCAUUCCUGGGAAUCCUUUCUUACCAGUGUUAGAGAAGAAACUGAGAAAGCAAAGUCUCAAUUUGAAGACCAAAUUAAGGCAGUUAAAAGAGGUUCUCGACUCAGUGAACUUCCUAAAGUGCAGAUUUCUGAGCUUUCAUUUCCUGCCUGUGGCACAGCUCGCCCUCAGUUUGUUCCUGAGUCUUCAGGCCACGAUGAUCAAGGCUCUUCUACUUCUGCAAGUCAAGAGUCCGGAAACCAGACUACAGCUCCCAAGGAUUCAAGUGCUGGCCCAGCGGGGACACCCUCUCUGCUGCCAGGACCACCCUGCAGCCCGCCAGAAGUCACUGCGCUGCCCGAGGCAGAGAGCACUGACCAGGCUCCUGGGCCAGAAAUGAGCCUUGGGGCCGAUCAGAAACUGCCUGCUCCUCCAGCUUACGCUCACGCAAGCCAGUCUCCCAAGAAGCCAUUCAACAGUAUUAUCGAGCACUUGUCUGAGGUCUUCCCCUGUUACAGCAGCACUGACCUUGCUGGUUUUAUUAAAAAAGUGCGAAACCAAAACAAGAACUCACUAUCAGGAUUGAGCAUUGAUGAAAUCAUCCAAAGGGUGACAGAACAUGUUCUAGAUGAAGAAAAAAAGCAAAAUCCCGGCAAGGACAGGAGAUCCUCUGAGCCCAGCUCUGCUGCUUCUGUGACCAAGGCCUCGCAGGGUGCCCCCUCAGAGGCUGUUGAAGCAGCACCACACCCCACGGAGCCGAAGGCAGAGGCUGCCCCUAUCUUGGGUACAGAUUCCUGUGAAAUAUGCCAUGAAGUGUUCAAAUCCAAAAAUAUGCGUGUGUUAAAAUGCGGGCACAAGUUUCACAAAGGGUGCUUCAAGCAGUGGCUGAAGGAGCAGAGCACUUGCCCAUCCUGCCCGCAUCGUGAUCUGUCAGAGGAGUAGCCUGUACCCACCAGAAGAGGCCUGCUGUUCUAGGUAGCCACACUUCACUGAGAAAUAACGUACUAGUUUGCCAAAUUGAAAAGUAACAGCAUUCUACCUUUGGUAUAAAAUAGACAUUUAAGAUUCUUUGCACUGUGAAACACAGUGCUAAUAAUUGGAAAUCUUUAAUGUAGUUGGUAGUAAUUUCCGCACGGAUGAAACACUGCGAUCAUAGCCUAAUGGUGGUCAGUAAGUGGUGUGGCCACAUGUACGUAUUGUUGGGGCUUGCUACAGAGGUGCUGUCUGAGAUGAAAGUCUCUUGUAUGAGUGCCUCAGAGCAGUACUUGACCUAUUCAGAUGCCCCAAGUUAAACUUUUUAUUAAGAGCCAGUAUUCCUGAAAAUAUGCCCACAUUUUUCCUUAAAGAUUUUGAAUUUUAAAAAUGGGCUUAAGCUAACCACGUUUUAAUAAUUUGUAGCUAACAGUAAAAUAUUGGCUGACUUAGAACAAAAGAUUCAAAUCCCCUUUUCAUGAAAUGCCGUGUCAUUUUGAUUCUUCAUUUUAUUGUUUUAGAUUCCACCGAGUAGAUUAGUAAAGUGUUUAUUUUUCAUCUUUCAAAGAUGUGAUCUGGUUUUUGAAAAUUGAUUACAAAACACUUUAUUUGUAUCAACUAAUACCUUUUUACCCCUAAAAUCAAAGCUGUGUUUUCAUUAUACCAACCUCACAUUUAGAACUUCCUUGAAUACUGUUCUCCCUACUGAUGUUUUCCUUCCUGUGUUAGUUGGUAAUAAGUGUUUGGUUACCUCGCAAUCUAGCACACACUGGCACUGGGGGACGGCCCCCAUCACUGCCCUUCCUGUGCACCACCAAACAGACAUGGUGUAACAGAUGUGCUGGGGUGUCCCUGUCACAGUCACUCUGCAUUUGACAUUGGUGUGAAGUGAUGCAUGCAGCUGUUCACAGUGGCUGAGAACUGAUCUCUGACUACAUCAGAAACUCAAAAAUUAUGUGUCUUUAUAAAGUGACUUACAGUCAGUAAUAAAUGUAGAGAUGUGAAUUUUGGACACAUUCCAUUUCUCUCAAACAGAAAGAAUCAAAAAUGUUUUUUAGUGUGUUGUUUCUCUGUAAUUCAGUGUCCCAAGCUCCGGAGCUGAUUGGUCCCUUCCUUUUCCUUGGCUCACCAUGAGUUUUGAUGUCUUAGUGACUUAGUCCCCACACGCUCCCUCCAUAUUUUGAAGUAGAAUUUCCAGGCGGGUUCCUAAAAUCUUGUCUGUGUGUUCCUGUCAGCUGAGAACUGUGGCUGUUAAGAUCGAGGGACCAGUUCUUACUAUCAGGCACAAAGGAAAAGCAGCAGCUCCCAAGUGAGAGGACAGAUUUUGUAUAUAACUUCACGCAAACACUUGUGAACUUGCUUCACACAUGUCUAGUGAGUGUUAAAAUAAAGAGCAUCUAAAGUAACUGCAGCCGUUUACUGUCAUGUUUGUG
Molecule: messenger RNA, 11019 nt
Organism: Talpa occidentalis (Iberian mole)
Lineage: Eukaryota; Metazoa; Chordata; Mammalia; Eulipotyphla; Talpidae
Gene: TTC3
Product: tetratricopeptide repeat domain 3
Exons: 46
Coding region: 3644-9556 (1970 amino acids)
Biological process (GO): ubiquitin-dependent protein catabolic process
Molecular function (GO): protein binding; ubiquitin-protein transferase activity
Source: RefSeq, a predicted model, not a curated record